AUGGGCCGCCGGGCAGCCGAAACGUCCAAUGCGGUGCCAGCGUUGGAGGUGCCUCUAGCUGAUGGGCGGGCCGUGCUCUCUCAUAAAUGGGGUCCUUUGUGCAGCGUUGGCGUGCAAACAUCGCCGGGACUUCGCUCGCUGCCAUCGUUAAAAAGGCAAACGCAAACCGUCAGCACGACCAACGGACCAGCGGCGGAAACCAUGUCACUGGACCGUAUGAGGCGUUGUGAGGUCAAUGGCAGACACGUCGUCAAGCCAACAUCCAAGAAUGCCGAUAAUCAUUUCGCGCAAGAUCGGACGUCUCAAGACAGCGAGUUGUAUGGUCAAAUCAAAGUCAACCCCAACCAAUCAGGGCUUCGAGGGAGUUUAAAACGAUCCCCUCGGUAUGCUAACGGAAGCAUUGUUGCACCUGAGGCGGUGGGUGGGGUUUGUAGCGAGGGGGCGGAGUCUGAGGAAGCACGACGACAAAAUCAACCAAUUAUGCGGGAUUGUAGACUUGGUCAGUCGUUGAAAGGAGAGGGGUCUCGGCCGGUCACGCACUGUGGAAGCAUUAGCUCAUACGCCACACCCCCUCGGCCCUGUCGUAUGAUGACAUCAUCACCCAGACUGUGCGCCACCUGUGGGCGGCGGCAGUCUCAAGCCCCUCCCUGCAUGGCGCCUGCUUGUCGAAAGCGAGCAGCGAGUCAGGUUCAAACGAGCACAACGCUUCCACCGCAGAAAAUCUGUUCACCGGGACUACGAAAACGAAAUUUCACUGCUGCGCAACCGACGUACACGCAAAUUCCCAACACACCCAAUCAGCAAACACAAAGUGCAGCACAGUACAACUCCCUCCCCUCGCGAUCAAGCAAAAAAGACACGCAAACCAAGACGUCUGACAAACCAAAAACAUGCCAAAAUGACUCAAGUGCACAAAAGACACACAAAACGCAACACACACAAACUCAAGUCACACACACAACCAAAACACAACCUACAUCCCAAGAUGCAACCACAGAAACAAACAAACCUCACAUAUCACCCGUGUGCGCCACAUCUAAACCGCCGCCCCCUUUGCUUUCCAUUGGCUCUGAGGUACAAGCCACACCCACUCUCCCACCCAAGAAUGCCUCCCAUUCAAAACCAACACAGGUUAAAUCCAAACCAGCACCUCCAGAGCUUUUGAUUGGCUCAAAGAUGAAGCCUAAAUCCCAAACCCCACCCACUAACACUGAACCCAAAACUGAGAAACCCACAGACUCCAAGCCCCACCCUAAAGAUGCCCACCAACCACAAUCAGACGAGAUCCCACAAUGCAACGGGGCACCAGGUGUUCUGCACGGCCUGCUGCAGAAUGUAGAAGAGAAUCUGCUGUAUAACCAGGAGAAGAUCAAAGUCCUGCUCAAUGUCAUCCAGGAUCUGGAGAGGAACAAGGCAAUGAGCGAAGGCCGUUGUUCGUACAGAACUGGUCAGGACAUCAACAACUGCUCAACCUGCCAGAAAACAGCCUGCAUCAUAUACAGCGUGGAGCAUGACUUCCGUGUUCAGGAGGGGCGUUUCCAAAGCAUUCUCGAGGCCUUGGAGGCGGAGUAUGAUGUCCCGCCACCUCUCCCAAAGCCCGCCCCCAUACAACCUCGAACAAAGAGCCGCAUCAAGAAACUGAGAAAGAAGUGUUUCUGGUGGCUGUAGCCCCUGACAACACAAAACUACUGGCUGUCACCACAGAGAUACUGUAUACUCUACAACAGCAUGGGUGCCAUGGAAACAUACAAUUGCACUGGAAAAUGCCACUGCUUGAUCUUGUUGACAAGGAGUUCACCAGCCUCACUGUUGUCAUGGAAAUACAAUAAUGAUUAUUAUAUUGACGGAAACCAGCUUCCAAAAAUAACGUUACGACCCCAAGUUUUCCCAAGUUAAAACGAUUUACAUUUUAGAGAGGUUUCCUCUUUGAAUUAAUUGUUGCAGUGUGACAAACAACUCAAAGAAAGGACAAAACCAGAAGAGCAACUGACAUCCUGAAAACUUGAGGACAAUUAAAAAUCCAAGGAGACGCACUAGUCAAUAAAUGCCCUUCAUUGGAUCUGACAGAGCUGGAAAGCAGUCGAUAUCCCUCUUUACGAUGACGGACAGAGUGUUAGCCUAAUGGAGACUCGCUGUCUCAAUGCAAGACAUCUCAUUGCACCAUUCUGACCUCAAUUUGUGGAUGGCUUGUGUCACCGACUAAUGAAUGUCAAAAGCUCAGUUUCAACACCUAGUGAGCUGCCUACCUAGACAGUAUUUAAGCAACAUAGACGUGCUCCUGACAUGAAGACUGUUCCAAAAGGUAGGCAGCAAUAUUGUUUUGCCCUUUAAAGUAGCAUAUUUUUGUCAGAUUACAAGGCAGCAUUGAAUGGAUCGUUCACUGUAAAGGCAAUCUGAGAAUGCAACUCCAUCUUGGAGCAUUUCAAAUCAGUCACUUGAGAUUUGGGUUAGGGUGCAGUCUUAGAUGAUAGCUGCUUAUGUAGGCAGUAGAGAAGGAAGGAAGCUUGGUAGGUUUUGGAACAGAUCCUAAAUGUAUCAAAAGUUGAAGAACAGAAUUCCAGAAGUUCAGUUGAGCUGCAAUUCUAGAAGCGGAACAGAAUUAUGAUGUAUUAUGGAAUGGCACACAUCAUAUCGGAAUUACCGUAAAUACGAGAUUCUGACUCUUAAAAAGCGUUGACGUCUUUGUAGAACUCAUAAUUACAACUAAGAACUACAUGAAAGCUCUGACUAAACAGUCAUGACAUCAUGUAAAAAGAACCAAUAUGGCAGCGGUUAAUGGUCAAAAGGUAAAGAACACAUAUUUCUGUUUGAUAAGCCAUUUUAUUAUGCCAUUUUUACCUGGAGCACUUUCUUGAAAAUAUUUUGCAACCAAAUAUAGAGGUAAAUAUUUCACUGUUCUCAACAACCAAACUGAAGUAGAAUCUCCAAGUAGCCAUCUAGUAAUUACAGUAAUUCUGACACGACAUGAACGUAGCAUUAAUUUUAGAAUUUUACUUGUUUGAUGAAAACGGCCAUUGGAGAGAAAAGGCCACGUCCACACUAAAAUGUUUUCGUUUGACAAUGCAUUCAUUUUAUUAAAUUUUUGCAUCUCAUCCAGAGUGGAACAGCAUUUUCCAUUACCGAAAAUUGGAUGUUUUCAAAAAAAAAAAAAAAAAAAAAAAAAAAAAAACUCUCCAUUACCGCAUACUUUGGAAAGCGAUGACAUUCAGACACUGAAAACGGAUUAGUGUGGAUGUGGUUAAAGUGUGACUAAGGGGCCGUUCACAAAGGUUGCGUUCUUGCACACAUCUGCUCUAUUUAUAAAUUGUUCUCCUAUGUAAACAUGCUGUAUGGAAGGUUUUGACCGUUGCGAUGCAUCACGCUAUUAUUUGCCAUUUUGCGGCAUGAGAACCAUAUUUUUAAGACUCAAUGUGUAGUUAACAACAAAAACACAUCUCAAGACCCCAUCAUUCUGUUCUAUUCCAAAGUGCUGAAUCUAGCUGUUUUUGAAACCUAGAACAUGACCGUGAAUGGCCCCAACUGUUGCAUUCACCUUUUGUUAAAAUUAUCAUAAUUACAAGAUGACAAAUCAGAGAUUCUACUUAGUGAUCGGAGCAAAGUGAUGUCAAGAGUACCAGUACUUAAGUACCAAGUCGAUACUAAAUAAAAAAGAUGAAAUGAUACCAGUGUUUCUACAGUACCAGAAUUGCAGAGCACCGACUUAAUUUGGUCUGAUUGACACACGACAGCUUUCAAAUGCUCACACGCUUAUUUGAACGUGUGCUCUGUUACUCCUUUUACAAUGAAAUAGACAAUUUAACAAAUUAAAAUCAUGAUAUGUCCUAGUGUGGUUAUUAAACAGCCAAAGGGUGGAAUCUUAGUCUGCAUGGGCUGUGUGCUUUAAAUGAAUGUGUGAAGUCGACCGCUCAUACACUGGAAACUCCACAGACAUCGAGAAACAUUUGCGUUGUAUGAGAUGACAAAGCAGAGCACUAAGCUACUGUGAAGCGCGCAGCACAUAUACGUUUUAGAUUUAUAUAAUUAAAUCACAGCAUUUGUGCUUUGAUGGUCACACUGAGCCAUUUAGCGAAUGUUUAACUGGAAAAGUGAAGCUUCUGUCAAAAACACACGUUAAAAUAAGAGCUUGAUUCAAAAUAAAAGCUAGACGCCUGAAAUUGAAGAAUUUGCAACAGAAAUAUAUUACAAUUGUAUAGUAAUAUUUACUAUUCAUUGCUGUAAUAUUAAUAAAAAUAAAUAAUGAUUAAUAAAUAAUAAUAAUAAUUAAUCAAAAUAACACAAAGAG
Molecule: messenger RNA, 4282 nt
Organism: Myxocyprinus asiaticus (Chinese sucker)
Lineage: Eukaryota; Metazoa; Chordata; Actinopteri; Cypriniformes; Catostomidae
Product: INSYN2B protein-like
Exons: 3
Coding region: 1-1668 (555 amino acids)
Biological process (GO): inhibitory postsynaptic potential
Cellular component (GO): postsynaptic density
Source: RefSeq, a predicted model, not a curated record